GAUUGGCGCGAGAGCCUACAGCACUAGUUCUUGGCUGUCAGCUUUGGCCUGCGGAGGCUCCGUUUUGCGGUAGGCCCCGCGUGGCUGCUCCUGCGUCGUUACUCAAAUCUCAAGUAACUAAUUUAAUUUUUAUUCUCCAAAUCAUCAACGCCUCGACCAGCGAUUCAGCUUCUAUUGUCCUCUAUCAAGAAGUUGAAUUCGAAUAUAUAAACAAAAACAUCCUUCGCUCCAAAAUCCAGCGGAUUAAAUACAAUUGAGUCGCAGUUGCGCUAACGCGUCUUCUCAACGGCAAAUCAGGAUCAUUGGAAAUCAUGACUCGUGGAAAUCAAAGAGAGUUGGCUCGUGCCAAGAACAUGAAAAAAUCUGGUAAAAAAGCUGCUGCGGAGCAGGAAAGCAACAAAGGCCUUACUCUCGAACAGAGGAAGGAAAGAGAUGCACAGCGAAUGAGGGAAAAACAACUAAAAAAGCAGCAAGAUGCUAUGGAGGGUAAAAAACAAUCUGAAAAAUAAUAAUUAUAGUUCGUUUCUACCAAUAACCAAUUGAAUGAAUCCAACAAAAAUGAUAAUGAGAAACACUCUUUUAUGAGUGAUCCUUUUAAAGAUAUGCAUUAAUAAAAUAAAGACUUCUGAGAGUAAAUAUGUGAUUUCUCAGCAUAGCACAUGAAUUUUAUAUAGAGCAUACAGAACAUGACAAGUGUUGUAAUUGUUCUACCAAGUAUUAACUAGGACUUGUGAAUAAACGCACCAUUAAUGAAUUAUUUUGAAAUUCGUGUAUGAUUUGUAGGAAUUAGUAAUUAAAUUAGUAAAAGGUUGAAUGUAUUCUAAUUACGUGUGAUUAUUCCAAUGUGAAUGUGAACUCUUAAUUUUUAUGAACUUUAUUAUUUUCAUUCAUUCUAUACAUAAAUGUCAAAUGUAAUUUAGUCAUUUUAAAACACAAUAAAUUUAUGAAUUGUUAUUGGAAGGACGAUUUAUUCUUCAAAUGAA
This is a messenger RNA of Trichogramma pretiosum, 983 nucleotides long. Its product is annotated as putative SERF-like protein. The transcript is spliced from 3 exons. NCBI's taxonomy places the organism in Eukaryota, Metazoa, Arthropoda, Insecta, Hymenoptera, Trichogrammatidae. The record is from RefSeq and is a predicted model, not a curated record. Bases 312 to 509 code for a protein of 65 amino acids.